Mycosarcoma maydis (corn smut) is the source of this 396-nucleotide messenger RNA. RefSeq names its product putative acyl-carrier protein. Gene Ontology annotation, cellular component: mitochondrion. The coding region runs from base 1 to 396 and encodes 131 amino acids. NCBI's taxonomy places the organism in Eukaryota, Fungi, Basidiomycota, Ustilaginomycetes, Ustilaginales. Gene Ontology annotation, biological process: fatty acid biosynthetic process. The transcript is spliced from 3 exons. The record is from RefSeq and is a predicted model, not a curated record. Gene Ontology annotation, molecular function: acyl binding; acyl carrier activity.
AUGGUUGCCGCUCUUCGAUCUGCUGUCUCUUCGCUCGUCCGAGCUCGUGCUCCAUUGGCCAUUGCCCGCCAGGCUACUCCUGUCGCGCGUGCCGCCAUCGUCACCCCCCGCUUCGCACCUGUGCGCUUCUACGCCGCCUCGGCAGGUCUCUCCAAGUCGGACAUCGAGACCAGAAUCGUUGACGUUUUGAAGACUUUCGAAAAGGUUGAUCCCAGCAAGGUCUCUGCCGCUUCGUCGUUCACCACUGACCUGGGUUUGGAUUCGCUUGACGCUGUCGAGGUCGUCAUGGCCAUCGAGGAGGAGUUCACCAUUGAGAUUCCCGACGAGGAGGCUGACAACAUCACCACCGUUCAACAAGCCAUCGACUACAUCGCCAAGACCCCCGAGGCCGUGUAA